AAAUUAAAAAAAAAUUAUUUAUAUUUUUAAUAUAUAUAUAUAUAUAUAUUUUACGAUCAUGUCAACGUUUAAUUCACUCUCUAAAACGGCAUCAACUUUUGUUUCCCCAACAUUACUUCUUAUCGGUUUCAUUUCGGUUUUACCGAUUUUGUAUAUCGCAAAUUUUUAUUGUCGUUAUAAACGUUAUCAAGCCGCUACACCAUGGUCUGUUCAAAAUAAAGUUGUUGUAAUUACUGGUGCUUCAAGUGGGAUUGGUGAAGAACUCGCUUAUGAAUUUGCUCGCCAAGGUGCAAAAUUGAUUCUCUGUGCACGUAGAGCUGAUAAAUUAUCUGAUGUAGCGGAUGUAUGUAGAGAUAAAUAUGGUGCAACACACGUAGCAAUUAAUAAGGUUGAUGUUACACGUGAAAAUGAUGUGGAUCGUUUAAUUGAAACUAUUGAAGCAUCUUAUGAUAAGAUUGAUUGUCUUGUACUUAAUGCUGGUGUAUCAAUGGGUGAAUCUUUAGAAGAUAUUGAAGAUUUUAAUAUUAUUAAAGAUAUUAUGAAUGUAAAUUAUUAUGGUAGUACUAUGCUUACUUAUUAUGCUUUACCACUUUUGAAAAAAGCUGAAAAACCUCGUAUUGUUGUUGUAUCAUCUCUUGCUUCUGUUUUACCUUUUGUUCCUAUGAGAACUGGUUAUGCUGCUUCAAAAUGUGCUUUAAGAGGUUUCUUUGAAAGUUUACAAACUGAACUUCUUAAGGAUAAUAUUUUCGUCACGAUCGCUUACCCGGGUAUUGUUAAAACUGAAAUCAACGAUAGUAGAUUAGGAAAAAAUCCAAAACAUCUUGAUUUUAAUAAAGCUAUGCCAGCUGAAGAAUGUGCUAAAGUCAUUGUUGAUGGAACUAUUAGAGCUGAUAGAGAAAUUGUUUUUACUCACCUUGGUAAAUUGGGUAAAAUACUAGAUGGUGUCUUUCCUGAUUUAUUAUUUUACGUUUCUCAAAAUUACGUUUUGAAACAAAUUAGUAUGGAUAAAAAAAUUCAAUGAAAAAUCAUCAGGAAAAAUCUCCUCAUUCUCUUGUUUUUAAUGUGAUUUAGUGAUUUAGUUAAAAAAAAAANAAAAAAAAAAAAAA
Messenger RNA from Rhizophagus irregularis DAOM 181602=DAOM 197198, 1106 nucleotides. RefSeq lists its product as uncharacterized. The record is from RefSeq and is a predicted model, not a curated record. Gene Ontology annotation, cellular component: membrane. Lineage: Eukaryota; Fungi; Glomeromycota; Glomeromycetes; Glomerales; Glomeraceae.